This is a messenger RNA of Hibiscus syriacus, 2770 nucleotides long. Its product is annotated as probable disease resistance protein At4g33300. Gene Ontology annotation, biological process: defense response to fungus. The record is from RefSeq and is a predicted model, not a curated record. Gene Ontology annotation, molecular function: ADP binding. Lineage: Eukaryota; Viridiplantae; Streptophyta; Magnoliopsida; Malvales; Malvaceae. Bases 145 to 2619 code for a protein of 824 amino acids. The transcript is spliced from 5 exons.
AGCACAAAAGUCAGCAGUCGAGCGACGAUCAGAGCAGUUAAAUUGGCGCCCGCCAUUUAGGAUAUAUGUAACCGAGUCACUCACUCACUCACUCCAUCUCACGAAAAGUUUCUCGCUGGUUAUAAGUUGAUCCAAGUAAUAUCGAUGGCGUUUAACGACUUUUUCGCCGGAGAAAUAGCGGCGGAACUUCUAAAACAAUUAAUCUCCAUCUCACGCAAGUCCUGCCUCUGCAAAUCCAGUGCGGACAAUCUCAUCACAAGCAUCGAGGAACUCCUUCCCAUCAUCAAUGAAAUCAAGUACUCCGGCGUCGAGCUCUCCGCCAUCCGUCAAUCUCAGCUCGACCGUUUCUCCGAGACUCUGCGUGGGGGCCUCGAAUUGGCCCGCAGAGUCCUGGCUUCCGGCCGUUGGAACGUCUACAAGAACCUCCAGCUGGCCAGGAAGAUGGAGAAGUUAGAGAAACAGGUUUCGAGGUUCGUUAGCGGACCGAUGCAGGCUCACUUGUUGGCCGACGUUCACCACAUGCGGUUCGAAACGAUGGAGCGGUUCGACCGGUUGGAAGGUCGGUUGGAGCAGAGGCUCAAUUCGAUGAAGAUCGGAGCGGGAGGGUGGGUGGAAGAAGCGGUUAAGAGAAUGGAAGUUGAAGAGGAGGCUAGUUUGGGAAUUAUCGGUGGAGUUGGCUUGGAUUUAGGGAAAAGUAAGGUGAAAAAGAUGAUAAUUGGAAAAGAGGAUUUAAACGUUGUUGGAAUUUGCGGUAUUGGAGGAUCAGGGAAAACUACGUUGGCCAAUGAAAUUUGUAAAGAUAAUCAAGUUCGAAGUCACUUCAACGACAGAAUUUUGUUUUUAACCGUAUCACAAUCACCGGAUGUGCAACAGUUAAGAGCAAGAAUAUGGGGAUUUCUUACAGGAAACGAGGCCAUGGGUUACACCAGUAACAUGUUUGUUCCACAAGGAAACGUACAGUGUGAGUGGGGAAGUGGACCGCGAACUCUGGUUGUUUUGGACGAUGUCUGGUCCCUUUCAGUGCUUGAACAACUUAUAUUUAGGAUCCCAACAUAUAAAACUUUGGUCGUUUCAAGAUUUAAGUUCCCAGCAAAUGUUGUCGAUGAAGUUUAUAAAGUAGAGCUGUUGAGGGAAGAUGAAUCGAUAUCCCUGUUUUGUCACUCUGCUUUCGGGCAGACAUCCAUCCCCCCUACUGCCAAUGAGACUUUGGUCAAGCAGAUUGUUAAUGAAUGUAAAGGACUUCCUCUGGCACUUAAAGUAAUCGGAGCUUCACUGCGAGACCAACCUGAAAUGUAUUGGGCUAGUGCUAAGAAAAGGUUAUUACGAGGAGAACCGAUAUGCGAGUCCCACGAAAACAAGCUACUGGAGCGGAUGGCAAUAAGCGUGGAAUAUUUGAACAAGAAGGUUAAGGAAUGUUUCUUGGAUUUGGGAUCAUUUCCAGAAGAUAAGAAAAUCCCCCUCGAUGUUCUCAUUAAUAUGUGGGUUGAGAUACAUGACAUUGAUGAGGAGGAAGCUUUUGCCAUUCUUGUUGAGCUUGCCGAUAAGAACCUUCUCACCCUGGUGAAAGACGCACGGGUUGGGGAUUCAUACAGUAGUUUUUAUGAAAUUUGUGUUACACAACACGAUGUGCUGAGAGACCUUGCUCUUCAUCUAAGCAAUCGAGGGGAAGUGAAUGAGCGGAAGCGGUUGCUUAUGCCCAGAAGAGAUGCUGAACUCCCGAGAGAGUGGGAAAGGAACACAGAUCAACUGUUCAAUGCUCAGAUAGUUUCAGUUCAUACAGGAGAAAUGAGGGAAAUGGACUGGUUUCGCAUGGAGUUCCCCAAGGCUGAAGUACUCAUACUGAAUUUUUCCUCCGAUGAAUACUUCUUGCCUCCUUUCAUAGACGACAUGCCCAAGCUUAGGGCACUCAUUGUCAUCAACUAUGGUACAACACAGGCGAUACUUCAUAAUUUUACAGUCUUCACCAAUCUGGCAAAUUUAAGGAGCCUAUGGCUUGAAAAAGUAUGGGUUCCUCAAUUUACCAACCCCACUGUUCCCCUGAAGAACUUGCAGAAACUAUCUAUGGUUCUUUGCAAGGUUAAUAACAGCUUUAAUCCAUCAGUGCUGGUCCUGUCCCUGAUCUUCCCUCAUUUAUCGGAACUCAUAAUGGAUCAUUGCGAUGACUUAGUUAAGUUGCCGGGGAACAUUUGUGAGGUGAAUUCACUCCAGAGCCUGAGCAUAACCAACUGCCACCGAAUAUGCGAAAUGCCUUCCAAUUUGGGUAUGCUCAAGAAACUACAGAUACUUAGGUUGUACGCUUGUCCGGAGCUAAAGAUGCUCCCUCCCAGCAUUGGCGAGCUUAAUGGGUUAAAAUACCUUGAUAUUUCACAGUGCGUUAACUUGAGGUGUCUACCUAGGGAAAUCGGUAAAUUAGGCAGCCUGGAAAAGAUGGACAUGAGGGAAUGCUCACAGAUUAUGAGACUACCAACACAAACCGCCUUAUCAAACUUGAAGUCGCUGCGGCGAGUUAUCUGUGACGAUGAAGUUUCUUGGCAGUGGAGAUACCUGGAGAAAGCCAUGCCAGACCUUUAUGUUCAAGUUGCAGAGAAAUGGUACAGUCUGGACUGGCUUGAUGGCUGAAAGUAACAACUGGUGCAUAUCAUAUGUACCCCUAAUGUGCAUAAUUUUAAUAAAAUCAAAUCUUUCUAUUAUUCGCUUCUGUCCUCUUGAUGUGAGAUAGUUCACUCGACAUUUUAGCCAUGAAUAUAUUUCAGUCAAGUCCAGGCCAAAA